AUGUAAACAUUAUAGAAUAGAUAUUAAUAUUAUGAGAAAGAUUUCUUAGGUCGUGGUUCUUUUGGAAAAGUUUACAAAGGAAAAGACACUUAGACUGGAGAAGCUGUAGCUAUAAAAAGUAUUAUGGAGUAUUUAUAAUUUAGUUAUGGAUAUGACUUUAUUUGAUGAUUAAUUCAUGAUUGAUGCAUUAAAUAAAGAAAUAGCAAUAAUGAAACAACUUUAACAUCCAACUAUUGUUCGACUUAUUGAAACGUUUGGUGAUUCAAAAUAAACUGUAAAAAAGUAUCAAAUCUCUUUAUUAGGUAUUAGUUAUUGAACUAUGUGAUGGUGGUGAUUUAAGACACUGUUUAAGUAGACAUGGAGGAAUGCUUGAAGAAGCUUUAGCUUAAUAGGUUUGCAAUAAUUAAUGGUUGGAUUCUAGGAGAUGAUAAAUGGUGGAUAUAUUCAUAGAGAUAUUAAACCAGAAAAUUCACUUAUAUAUAAGAAUGUAAAUAAAGUUGCUGA
This is a messenger RNA of Paramecium primaurelia, 504 nucleotides long. The record is from the annotation of a GenBank genome assembly. Lineage: Eukaryota; Ciliophora; Oligohymenophorea; Peniculida; Parameciidae.